Molecule: messenger RNA, 1804 nt
Organism: Aptenodytes forsteri (emperor penguin)
Lineage: Eukaryota; Metazoa; Chordata; Aves; Sphenisciformes; Spheniscidae
Gene: ACR
Product: acrosin
Exons: 5
Coding region: 16-1053 (345 amino acids)
Biological process (GO): proteolysis; acrosome reaction
Molecular function (GO): serine-type endopeptidase activity
Source: RefSeq, a predicted model, not a curated record
CUGCCGCUGGCAGCGAUGAAUUUGCUCCCCCUCCUUGUCCUGCUGGCCGUGUGCUGGCCUGCGCACAGCACAUGGGACAACUGUGGAGGGACCUGCGGGCUCCGGCCCAUGGCUUCUCACUACGGCAUGUCGCGUGUCGUGGGUGGCACAGAUGCCCAGCCAGGGGCCUGGCCCUGGAUCGUCAGCAUCCAGGAUCCCUGGAAAAUAGGCACGGGGCAUAUAUGCGGAGGGUCCCUCAUCAGCCCACAGUGGGUCCUCACAGCAGCCCACUGCUUCAUCGAAGCCAGGCACAUCACAAUGUGGCGCGUGGUGAUUGGGGCCACCCAGUUGACUCAGCUGGGCCCUGAGGCCCAAGUGCGCAAUAUUAAGCGGCUACUGGUUCACGAACGCUAUAGCAAUAUCUCGGAGAGGAACGACAUUGCGUUGCUAGAAUUGGACCAGCCUGUCCAGUGCAGCUACUAUAUACAGCUUGCCUGUGUGCCUGACGCCUCGCUGAGAGUGUCAGAGCUGACAACCUGCUACAUCAGUGGUUGGGGUUCCACGACUGCAAGAUCUGGACGAUCAACUGAUGUCCUGCAGGAGGCCAAGGUCCGUCUCAUUGAUGUCAACCUCUGUAACAGCAGCCGGUGGUAUAGAGGGGCCAUCCACACUCACAACUUGUGUGCUGGCUAUCCGCAGGGUGGCAUUGACACCUGCCAGGGUGACAGUGGUGGUCCUCUCGUGUGCAAAGACAACAAUGCUGACUACUUCUGGCUUGUUGGAGUGACCAGCUGGGGGAAAGGCUGUGCGAGAGCAAACCAGCCGGGAGUCUACACCUCCACUCAGCACUUUUAUGACUGGAUCCUGGUACAGAUGGGAUUGCGCCCAGAAGUAAGGGCUACUCCAGCAUCACGGGCAUGGAGUCAUUUUCUCACCACCUCAACCCCCUUUCAGAGGCCAAUACCAACACAAUCGGGCAGGUUUACACCCUGCCCAUUUCCACGCCAGAAGCUCGUGGAAUUCUUUACUCGGGUGCAGGAGCUCCUGCAGGUCCUAAGGGGAAAAAAGGCUUGAGCAGCAGGAUGAACAGGAUCCAGUGCAGGCUGCAGUAUACCACAACCAUUUCCUUCUGGGGCAAUGCCUGCUGAUCCAAAGGCAGCCUCAGAGUCAAAGGCCUGCUCUGUCCUGCCCAUGCUCCUCUGAGUGCACACAAAUGCUGAAGUUGACUUAGUUCUUGAAAUAAAGUUGCCAAUUUUCACAGCUAACCAUGCUUCAGUCCAAUUCAGUCUCCUGUGCAAGGCAAGGACUUCCAUGCCUGGCACCUGCAAAAUGAGGCUGCAGGUAGACAGUAGGGCACAAAGGGAAAGAGUCACUCAAGAGGGCUGAAACCGUGCCUGGUCAGAGAGGAGGUUGCUCAGAACUACCAUGGGGUGGAGAAGACUGGCACACUGAGGCUAGAAAGAAGAUAUGAAAAAAUGAUGUGACAUGCAGACAGCUUUGGGGGUAUGCAUUAAGGCACACAAGCUGAUGAUUAGAGCCUGGCAUAAGCCUUAGCUAACUGAACAGACCAUGGGAAACUCCCGAGUAUGACAAGAGAAAUUGCUGACCAUAGCAACUAGAGUUAGAAGCUGACAGGAGUUACAGUGCCAUGAGGAAGAGCCAGAUUUCACGAGUAGUUAAGGGGGAAUGAUGUGAGAGGUGGCCACACUUUACAGAUAAUUGAAGGAAGAGUUGGGGUCAUUUUUGGGAGAGGAAUCUGGCAGGAACAGCAGUACCCAGGAAAACGCAUCAGUAAUGCCAUGGAAGUCCAAGAUGACCUACCUAA